Molecule: messenger RNA, 1473 nt
Organism: Penicillium odoratum
Lineage: Eukaryota; Fungi; Ascomycota; Eurotiomycetes; Eurotiales; Aspergillaceae
Exons: 1
Coding region: 1-1473 (490 amino acids)
Source: RefSeq, a predicted model, not a curated record
AUGUCUUUGCCAUCUGGGCCUCAUACUUUCUCGUUGGUCGUUUUUGGAGGCGGAGUGUUAGACGUGGCGCUUGCAACGGACUUUGUGAUGAUCUCAAAAAAGUUCAUUGCAGAUGGGUUGAAUCCAACAUGCCUUUCGGGAACCAACAUUCACGACAUAACGAGUAUGGUCGGACCGCUUUUGUUUGGCCGAGAUGAUCUGCGGCAAAGAGUCCCGAUCUAUGAAAGCCAAGAGGCCGUUCAGCCAUUCUACCGUCUAGAGUCUCAUGGACUUAAAACACAUAUCAUGCGGUGGAUCACACUUGUUUCAGGCAGCGUACGUCCUGGCGACCGGAUCAUCAUCAUUUUGAUUGGACAUGGCAACUCGGAAAGGGGGGAUAUCACAUUGUCUCUUCAACAUGCGAGGUCGGAGUUUUUAUCCAAAGCUGAGAUGAUUGCCGCCCUCUCGGUGCUACCACCUCAUGUCCGCCUUCUUAUCGUCGACGAGGCUUGCUAUUCUGGAACUUGGGCUACAAUCGCCCCUGAAAUAGGGGGAAAGCGAGAUGUCCUUGUUGAGACAGCAACCACCCUUGGCGAGCAGUCUUGGACGUAUACCUCUGGCUCCGGUCGCAAUAGGUGCUCUUUUUUCGGAGCGGCGUUCGUUGAGGAACUCACUACACAUCCUGAGGGGAGAAUCGACCAGCACCGCAGUCGAAUAGUCGAUGAGAUGCUCCAUGUGGCGCCUGAUCAAGAAACCUCAACACCGCUAGCGAUCCCCUCCACCCGCGCUCUUUUAUCCCACAAUAUCUCGCACUUUGUGCUUUCCCCAAGAAUCGCGACGGCAAUCACGAAUGUGGCUUCUUCACAGGAUCGCCAUGAGACUCUUUUGCGGUCACGGAUCUCUGCUCGGACGUUUUGGAGAAGAUUGCGACGAAAGAGAAACCCUGACUCUCUGAGAGGACCAGUGCAAGCUUUAGCUACAGAUAGCCCGACAAGUGAUUGCAAUAGCACCGACAUGAAAGAAUUUGUUAUAGAGAACUAUCUCAAAGACCUCGGGCCGCUGAAGGCCAGACUUGAUUACAGUACCCUUGCAACUGCGUGCCAGUUAUCCCUUGAAGGCCGUGGGCCUCCGGAUUUUCAAGACCAGGUGAUAGCCACUAUCACCUGGCAAGCAGCCCUACUACAACGAAUUCGUCAAUUGCUAGAACAUCUAGCGAAGCAAGGAUUCAUACAGGAUAUAGUCGACAAGGAGAUAGCCGAUUGUGCACUCACGGACCACCGAGAAGACAUUGCGAUCCCUAUCGCAGAUAUGGUUUGGAAACAUGAAAACCUAUUAUGUCUUCUGGAGCCGCCCAGAAAAGACCAUGUCGGCGUACACUUCAACGACGCAGUAAGCCUGCUGGUCACAAUACUCGCCUAUAAUCAAUUGCUUUUCCCCGACAUGUUCGACCUUGAUCGCGUUGAGGAAGAAGUGGUACGUUUUUGGCUUGAUUGA